AUGGCCCGUCCCGACCCGCGGUUUGCUGCUCCGGAAUGUCUUAGUUUAACUGCCACAUGGACAGCUCCAUUUGUGUCCCGGAAAGGACGACCUGCGCCAGAGGGUCAGGAUGUUAUUUUGUUUCAUGAAGGUAGUGGAGCCUACGAACAAGCCGCUCCGAGUAAGUCUCGUCUCGGCGAGGCCGGUUCGCGCGCGUCUGCCACAUUCACCUCAUCAGACCAACCAGGCCCCUGGUCCGAUAUGUUCUCUCUGGGUCUGAUUAUUUGUGUGGUGUACAAAGCAGGGGAACCCGCACAAACCUCAUACGAGCGACAGUAUGCCCCUCGAGCACGCGUGCAAAACACCAUUACAGACGAUAUGGAAUCAAACGUCGGUGCUCCGACCGACGUAUCGCCUGAAUUCAGCGCUGAGGCCACUCGCGUUGAAAGGUUACGCAACGAUUCCAGUAUCCCGGAAGCCUUCCGCACGGCUGUUACUCGAAUGCCCAUGGAAUUGGUCGAACCGGUGGAGAAAAUGUUGUCCCGUUCUAGUCAGAAACGCCCCAGUUCCCAACUGUUCUCUUUGCUCAAAUUCUUCAACGACCCAUCCAUGCUUUGUUUGGAUGUACUGCUCAGUUUUGAGGAUAAAUCGCAGGAGGAUCGAAUCCGUGCAUUGCAAAACAUUCAUCUGAAUGUGGAUCGAUUUCCAAAAGAUUUAUUACUGCAUCGCUUCUUACCCAUGCUUCUCGACCUGUUGGACAAGUAUCAUCGUCGCUUGACAUUGCGCACUAGCCAGACCGGACAUUACAUACACACCGAGAGCACACGCCGUCGUUCGAUCAGUCAACAAGAUGUAGUUUCAAUAUCCGGACAAACGGAAUCAGAUAUGGAAGUCAUUCGAAAGCUGGUCCUGGCCGUAGCUUGUAUUGUCCAAAAAUCUAGUCCUGCGGAUUAUAAUGACUAUGUGGAACAUUAUGCAAUAGAUUUUAUCCGACGAUGUAAGCAUGUCGAGGUGAGUUAG
Echinostoma caproni is the source of this 999-nucleotide messenger RNA. NCBI's taxonomy places the organism in Eukaryota, Metazoa, Platyhelminthes, Trematoda, Plagiorchiida, Echinostomatidae. The record is from the annotation of a GenBank genome assembly.